Molecule: messenger RNA, 384 nt
Organism: Neogale vison (American mink)
Lineage: Eukaryota; Metazoa; Chordata; Mammalia; Carnivora; Mustelidae
Product: keratin-associated protein 21-1-like
Exons: 1
Coding region: 1-384 (127 amino acids)
Source: RefSeq, a predicted model, not a curated record
AUGUGUUGUAACUACGGGAACUCCUGUGGCUAUGGCUGCGGAUGCGGCUAUGGAACUGGCUAUGGCUGUGGCUAUGGCUCCCAUUGUGGCUGUGGCUAUGGCUCAGGCUAUGGCUGUGGCUAUGGGUCACGUUGUGGCUGUGGCUAUGGCUCAGGCUAUGGCUGUGGCUAUGGCUCACGUUGUGGCUGUGGCUAUGGCUCAGGCUGUGGCUGUGGUUAUGGCUCAGGCUAUGGCUGUGGCUAUGGUUCCCGUUGUGGCUACGGCUAUGGCUCAGGCUGUGGCUAUGGCUAUGGCUCAGGAUGGGGCUGUGGAAAAGGCUCCUGCUGUGGCUGCUGUGGCUACCAGCCACUUUGCUACAGAAGAUGUUAUUCUUCUUGCUGCUAG